Molecule: messenger RNA, 660 nt
Organism: Ascochyta rabiei
Lineage: Eukaryota; Fungi; Ascomycota; Dothideomycetes; Pleosporales; Didymellaceae
Exons: 2
Coding region: 1-660 (219 amino acids)
Source: RefSeq, a predicted model, not a curated record
AUGGCUGUUACUGCGAUUAUAUUACUGACGGCCUCCGCGCCCACCACGUUCAUCAUUGAAAGACUGACAGCGGUUAUCAAGUCUUUUGAUGGCUUUGCUCGCUUCAUUGUUGGUACAAAAGUAAAAGAACCAACUACGAUCCAGACAACUUCGGAAUGGCCUCGCUUUCACACCACUGCCGAGCUUUCAUUCUCGUCAGAGUUCAAGUCUUUUACAGAAGCCGUGUGCGCCCUUACGACCUUCCCAGUUACGAUCAUCUUAGCGUCUUUGGACACAAGCCUGUUCGGAGAUAGAGCGCCGCCGCUUGUCGAGUACGUCAAGACUGACUUCCCUGCCGGACUGGCCACACCGGACUUGCAGACGCAGAUCGAACAGGACUUUGCAAAAUUUGAGAGUAUAUAUCGAAAGAGGGGCACGCCCAGUGAAGUGGGGGAAAUUGGUCUGAGUGUUGGGUGGGCAGAAGAACUGGGCUUGCGAGGUAGUGACCAGGCAGAGGGAAAAGUCAAAAGUUUCCUAGUGGUCAGGGGUUGGGAGGACAUGAGCAGAUUCGAAGAGGCCGUGCAGAGUGAGCUGUUCAAGGAAUGUAUCCCUAUACUGGUUGGCUGGGGUGUGCCCUUCCAUUUGUGGCACGUUGAGCGGAAGGUAGUCCUCGAGAGUUAG